Molecule: messenger RNA, 636 nt
Organism: Aspergillus tubingensis
Lineage: Eukaryota; Fungi; Ascomycota; Eurotiomycetes; Eurotiales; Aspergillaceae
Exons: 1
Coding region: 1-636 (211 amino acids)
Cellular component (GO): mitochondrion
Source: RefSeq, a predicted model, not a curated record
AUGCCACCACCGCACUCUAUCCUCCAAACCUUUCGUCUCAUCUCACAGCGCAAACCCUCCGCCCACCGUCUCUUCUCAACUCCUCCUCCUCCCCCUCCCCCUUCCGCAAAAGAUGUCCGGUCGCGUCUACACAGAUUAAAUGAUCGUCUUCCAGCCUCGGUCCGUCCCUACACUACACCUCUUCUUGGAGCUCCCGCAACGCACAUCACAUCCUUCCUCAUCCUGCACGAGAUCACCGCCGUGAUCAGUCUAUUUGGAUUGGUGGCUGCCUUUCAUUAUAACAAUGGAUUGCUCCCGGAUAUGUCCUCUAAUCAAUUGUUCGAGGAGCAGACGCAGAAGUUCGGACGUUGGCUGCGGAAGAAAGGCUGGGUGGAGGAGGUGGAUGUGGAUACUGUAGCUGAGGAGUAUGGAGGGGACGGUGCACACCACCAUGGCGAGGCGGAACGGUCAGCGUUGUCAGUCCAAGGGGAACGAGAGGGAGUGAAGUUGAUCUUGGAGUUUGCAACGGCUUAUCUCAUUACGAAGGCUCUAAUGCCGGUCCGCAUCGUGGUGAGUGUUUGGGCUACCCCGUGGUUUUCUAGAGUUGUGCUUGCGCCAUUGGGAAGAGGUGCUAGAGGGCUGUUUGGGAAGAAAUGA